AUGUACAAGGCCAAGGGCAGGGGGGGUCCCCCUCAGCGGACCAGCAUCCUCAGUGCCUUGAAGGCGACGGAGAUGCUGGGUUCCAAGCCGACCCUCCCCGCGGCAGAGAUUCUCGUCGCCAUUCUCGACUACCUCCCCGUUUCCGACCUCAUGCGCGUUGCGCGGUGCUCCUGGCGCAUGCAGGAGAUGGUCUACGACGACACACGAUGGGUGGCCCGGUUGAAAAGCAUGGGGUGCUGGGACGAGGCCGAGGCGAGGCAGCACUUCGAAAACGCCAUGAGGAAGAGGCGCGAAGCCGCAGAACAGGCCAAGGCCGCGGCGAGACGACCUGGAGCGGGACCAAACGACGCGAACGCGCGACCUGCGGGGGACAUGACGAUAUUCGACGCAUCGGUGGAGGAGGACCGCCAGAAACGAAUGUUCGAGCUGGACGGGUUCGAGAAGUUGUCGCUGGCGCCCCCGCAGCCGGCGAGUGACCCGUUCAAGGACCCACAGGCGCUGCUGGACGUGAUCAAGAACUCGAGGAGCAUAAGAGGGCAUGCGCGGCAGAAUAUGGCAAGAUCUACGGCGCUCUGGGGCCGUUCUUACCAGGACCUGGCGAGGGCGAGGAGUCACACGGACCCGGUGUUCUUCGAGCUGUUGCUCAAGAAGGCCAACGAGCAAACGUCCAUUAUGGAACGCAUCUUUCCAGAAGCGGAAACCUCCUUUUGGGAGCUCAUCGAGAAGAUCCGAGACGACAUCAUUUUGGAAUACUCCACUUCCUUGUUUGAUGCGGCACAUCAGCGAAGCCUUGGGGCCUAUCUAAAGGCGGUGUCGGGUGUUUUCGAACAGACAAUGCUGUUCUUCCAGUCUUUGACGCCACCGAAACCCUCAAAAGAGACGAUCGAGACCAAGGCCAGGGAGAUGACCAUUAGAGUGUUUGAGCCGCACGUUGACCUUUAUCUGCAAGAGGAGCUGGACUUUUUCACCAAGCACGCCGAGUCAGAGGUCGGCACAUGGGAGAAGAGGUUAUCAGAGCAGGACGCCUCCGUCGAGUCAUUUUACAUGUCGAACAUCAAUCGCCAAGUUGAUAAGACGGACUUUUUGAGUUCAUUCAAAAAGGUCGUCAUGAUGCCUGUCAGCGUCCUUCCCAGCUUCCAGGCACCCUUUGGCAGCGGCGCAAAGCCCUCAACAGCGACGCCAGCCAAUGGUUCAGGGCUCAACACACCUCAAUUGUGUCGUCCUGAGACGCCGGGCGUCGGGGGGAGUACGAGCCUGGGACGGGCGGCGCAGUUCAUCCGACUCAAGGGCCAGUACGGCGAAGAAGCGCGCGAGCAGUGCGAGACCAUCUUUGUCGUUCUCCUGCGGAUUCUCGGGACGAAGCAUGUCCAGGUCGGUUUCGAGAAGGCUGUCGGGCAUCUCUCCAACUACAACCCGCGCGAGGUCAGCCACCACGACCAGUCGGGCGUGGCGCCGCUGGUGCAGUUUAUCGAGCUUGUCAACGUCGGCGACCUCAUCUCGCAGAUGAUUGACGUGUUCUACGAGCAGCAGCUCGCGGGCCCCAAGAUUGCCGACAAGAACGACUUUCUCGACCCGGCGGGCCUCGCCAAGCGCAAGUGGGAGCAGAUGCUCGACGAGAACGUGGCGGCGGGCCUCAACAAGGGCAUCGACGUGCUCAUGGACGAGGUCGAAUUCCUGCACGGCUCGACGCAGCUGCCGACCGACUACAACCCGCAGCUCGACGCCGCCAGCGGCAUCCUCGCGGACCCGGGCCCGACGGCGACGGCGCAGCGCAUCGUCGAGCUCGUGUCGGCGCACACGCGCAUGCUCGUCGGCAGCACGGACAAGUCGAUGCUCGACGUGUUCAACGGCGAGGUCGGGCUUCGCCUCUUCACGGCCGUCUGCAAGCACCUCAAGCGCCAGCGCGUCAGCACGGCCGGCGCCAUCAAGCUCAUCGCCGACAUGAACCUCUACUUUGAGUACAUACGCACGCUGCGCAACCAGGACCUGCUGGCCUACUUUAAGGCGCUGCGCGAGCUCAGCCAGAUCUACCUCAUUGAGCCGCAGCACGCCAAGGAGAUGGCCACCAUCAUCGCCGACGGUGACCGCUUUGGCGGCAUCUUCCGCGCCGAGGAGGUCUACGAGUACGCCCAGCGCCGCGCCGACUGGUACCAGGUCAAGACCAAGGUCGAGCGGGCCAUAAGCAUGAUGAAACCCACAAAACUCAAGAAUGGGAUCGGCGAAGGAGCGGGCGAGACCGAAAUCGGCGAGCUUGAUGUCGCCGUCGGCGGCGAUGAGCAGGUUGUUGGGCUUGAUGUCGCGGUGCAGGACAAAGUUCUCGUGGCAGAACCAGACGGCGCGGCAGAGCAUGCCCAUCCAGGCCUUGAUGUCGGCGGCGCCGUAGCGCACAUUGUCCGUGUCCUUGAUGAGCAUCUCGAGGUCGCCGAGGGGCAGGUACUCGAGCACGAGGUUGAGGUUCUGGUCCUUGGAGGAAAAGACGGAGAGCAGAGAGAUGAUGUUGGGGUGCUGGAGCUCCUGGAGAUGCUUGAGCUCGCGGACGGCGUCGGGGGCCAUGCCCUCGCGGUAUUCCUUCUGGAUCUUGAUCUUCUUGAUGGCCACGAGGGAGGCGGGGUCGGAUCGCAGGCGGCCGAGGAAGACGAUGGCAUAGGUACCCUCGCCGAGCUUCUUGCCCUUGAUGUAUUUUCUCUUCUCCUCCUCGUUCAUCUGCUCGGCGAGAUCGAGGGUAGGGGGCAGCGAGAUGGGCUUGGCGGGCUUGGCGGGCUUGUUGUCGUCGCUGCCCGUGGGCUGAGGCGUGGCGCUCGCCGAGGCCUGGUUGGACGAGGCAUUCUUGCGCGGUGA
Messenger RNA from Verticillium dahliae VdLs.17, 2838 nucleotides. RefSeq names its product F-box protein pof6. The coding region runs from base 1 to 2838 and encodes 945 amino acids. The transcript has 6 exons. Lineage: Eukaryota; Fungi; Ascomycota; Sordariomycetes; Glomerellales; Plectosphaerellaceae. The record is from RefSeq and is a predicted model, not a curated record. Gene Ontology annotation, cellular component: cytoplasm; exocyst. Gene Ontology annotation, molecular function: protein binding. Gene Ontology annotation, biological process: Golgi to plasma membrane transport; exocytosis.